Paramecium pentaurelia is the source of this 1364-nucleotide messenger RNA. Lineage: Eukaryota; Ciliophora; Oligohymenophorea; Peniculida; Parameciidae. The record is from the annotation of a GenBank genome assembly.
AAUGCUUCCUAAAUUUUAGAACUCUUUUGCUUAAGAUAAGAAUCUUUAAACUCUUAUUGAAUCAUUUAAUUAAUCUCAGAAAAAUCCUAAUGCAUUGUAAAGAUAACGUUUCCUUUCAUAUAUGCCUCCUGGAACUAUUAGACCAACUCCUAAUGGUACUACAUAAGCAUUAAGUAAAAAUACUUUAUUUUGAAGACAUCUUUCAGGAAAAAGUAUCAUUUACAUUAUUAGCAAAUCCAUCUAUCAAGUAACAUUCCUUAAUCAUUUCAUUCUUAGUUCAAUUUUGACAAAUGAUUAAUAAGACAUAAUAUUGAAAUUUUAAAUUGGCAAUAGAAAUUUUUAAAUUGUUACUCUAGAUCGACCUAUGAAAGAUUAGAAAGAAGAAGAAUCAAAUUAGAAUCCUUAAAUUGUAAAUGAUAUAAAUUAAAUAGAUUUAUCCAUAUUAAUAAUAAAAAUAAAAGAUUGAUUUUAAACUUGAAGAUGCAGAUGAAAUAGAAGUUAAUGGAAAUGAUAACUCUUUAACCAUUUCUACUAAAUCAAUUAUUAAAUAUACAAGAAGUGAAUAAAAUAAAAAACCUAUACAAAAUUUACAUUAAGAAAUUUAAAGUAAUUUAUAUAUAUAAAUAUAAGAUAAAAAUGAAGCAUAGAUGAUUUAAAUUCAAUUUAAAUUUUUAAGAGAAUGGUUUGUUAAAUUAGGAAAUAAUUAAUAUGGUGCAAAAAAAGUUUUAUAAGAAUAUCUAAAAUCCUUAUUAAUACCUAAAAUUAAAUUUUUAGCAUUUGAUCAAUAAUAAUCUAUACCUGAACCUACUCCUUAACCUCCAUAACCAGAUCUUGAUAAAAAACCAUAGAAAAUUGAAGAAUAAGAGCCAGAAGAAGAUUAACAUGAUUUAAUACCUGAAAAGGAUCUCUAAAAUUUAUUCCCUCAUGUAACAGAGGAAUUUGUAUAAAGGUAAAGAGAAGCAUUAGAAAAAAGUAUGAUAUGAAUAUGAACAAAAUUAGAAAACUAGACAACAGAAGAAAAGAUCAAACGUUUAUUUGAGGAAGUAAGGAUUAGACAUUUUAAAUCUUAACCUUAUAAUGCAGAGAAAAAUGUCUUUAAAUGUCCAUAUCAUAAAUGUUAGAAGGUUUACAAAAAACCAAAUCAAUUAAAAAAUCAUCUUAAGACAAAUCAUUAAAAAUUGUCAGAGAUUGGUUUCACAAUUGAUGAUAAUGGAGAAUAUAAAUAUAAUGAAAGAAUCUUAGAUUAUUGUUAAUUAUUGUGGAAAGUUUAUCCUAAUUUUGUAAAGUCUGUUAUUAAUGAAGUAUUGAUAUAUAUAUUAUAAAAUUUAUAGAUGAGAUAAAGGAAAGAUCAACCUAGUACAUGA